CUCGAGCCGGGGGUGGGUGGGGGGAUCCGCGCAGGUCGGGGUGCCGCUGCCCCGCGCCGCGAUGAGCAGCUCGCGCAACAACCGCGUGAUGGUGGAGGGGGUGGGGGCGCGCGUGGUGCGCGGCCCCGACUGGAAGUGGGGGAAGCAGGACGGCGGCGAGGGCCACGCGGGCACCGUGCGCAGCUUCGAGAGCCCCGAGGAGGUGGUGGUGGUGUGGGACAACGGCACGGCCGCCAACUACCGCUGCUCUGGGGCCUACGACCUGCGCGUCCUCGACAGCGCGCCCACCGGAAUCAAGCAUGAUGGAACUAUGUGUGAUACUUGUCGCCAACAGCCAAUCAUUGGGAUUCGAUGGAAAUGUGCAGAAUGUACAAAUUAUGACUUGUGCACAGUCUGUUAUCAUGGGGACAAACAUCAUUUGAGACAUCGUUUUUACAGAAUAACCACACCAGGAAGUGAAAGGGUACUAUUAGAGUCUCGUCGUAAAUCAAAAAAAAUCACAGCAAGAGGAAUCUUUGCAGGUGCCAGGGUUGUACGUGGAGUUGAUUGGCAGUGGGAAGAUCAAGAUGGUGGCAAUGGACGUAGGGGGAAGGUAACUGAAAUCCAGGACUGGAGUGCAUCAAGCCCCCACAGUGCAGCAUAUGUUCUUUGGGACAAUGGAGCUAAAAACCUUUACAGGGUUGGCUUUGAGGGCAUGUCUGAUCUGAAAUGUGUCCAAGAUGCCAAGGGAGGCUCUUUCUACAGGGACCACUGCCCCGUGUUAGGUGAGCAAAAUGGUAACAGGAAUCCUGGUGGGUUGCAGAUUGGUGAUCUAGUUAACAUUGACCUUGAUUUAGAAAUUGUACAGUCUUUGCAACAUGGUCAUGGGGGAUGGACCGAUGGCAUGUUUGAGACCUUAACCACCACUGGCACAGUUUGUGGCAUUGAUGAGGAUCAUGACAUUGUAGUACAGUAUCCAAGUGGCAACAGAUGGACAUUUAAUCCAGCUGUUCUCACUAAAGCCAAUGUCGUCCGGAGUGGAGAUGCUGCUCAAGGUGCAGAGGGAGGUACCUCACAGUUUCAAGUGGGUGAUCUUGUUCAAGUUUGUUAUGAUUUAGAAAGAAUCAAGCUGCUUCAAAGAGGUCAUGGAGAAUGGGCUGAAGCAAUGCUUCCUACUUUGGGCAAAGUUGGUCGGGUUCAGCAGAUUUAUUCAGACAGUGACUUAAAGGUAGAAGUUUGCGGGACAUCUUGGACCUACAAUCCAGCAGCUGUCUCCAAAGUGGCAUCAGCGGGGUCUGCAAUAAGCAAUGCAUCUGGUGAGAGAUUGUCCCAGCUGUUGAAGAAGCUGUUUGAAACCCAAGAAUCUGGAGAUCUCAAUGAAGAAUUGGUUAAAGCUGCUGCUAAUGGAGAUGUAGCAAAAGUGGAAGAUCUGCUAAAGAGACCGGAUGUGGAUGUGAAUGGACAGUGUGCUGGACACACAGCUAUGCAAGCAGCUAGUCAAAAUGGACAUGUCGACAUUUUAAAAUUGCUUCUGAAACAGAAUGUAGAUGUGGAAGCAGAGGACAAAGAUGGAGACAGAGCUGUUCACCAUGCAGCAUUUGGAGAUGAAGGUGCUGUGAUUGAGGUUUUGCACAGAGGCAGUGCAGAUCUGAAUGCUCGAAACAAGCGCAGACAGACUCCGCUCCACAUUGCUGUUAAUAAAGGUCAUCUGCAAGUUGUGAAGACUUUACUGGACUUCGGCUGCCACCCUAGUCUACAGGAUUCUGAAGGGGAUACUCCACUCCAUGAUGCUAUAAGUAAAAAGCGUGAUGACAUCCUGGCUGUACUGUUGGAGGCUGGAGCAGAUGUAACUAUUACAAACAACAAUGGAUUUAAUGCUCUCCAUCAUGCUGCACUAAGGGGAAAUCCCAGUGCAAUGCGUGUGUUGCUGUCCAAAUUGCCACGACCAUGGAUUGUAGAUGAAAAGAAAGAUGAUGGUUACACUGCCUUACAUCUGGCAGCACUAAAUAAUCAUGUAGAAGUGGCUGAACUUUUGGUACAUCAGGGCAAUGCUAAUCUGGAUAUCCAGAAUGUGAACCAGCAAACUGCACUGCAUCUUGCCGUUGAACGACAACAUACGCAAAUAGUUAGGCUUUUAGUCCGUGCAGGUGCUAAACUGGAUAUUCAGGAUAAAGAUGGGGAUACUCCCUUGCAUGAAGCCCUGAGACAUCAUACUCUGUCACAGCUUCGCCAGCUCCAAGACAUGCAAGAUGUGGGCAAGGUAGAUACUGCUUGGGAGCCAUCAAAGAACACAUUAAUAAUGGGACUUGGCACACAGGGAGGAGAGAAGAAGAGCGCAGCAUCUAUUGCCUGUUUCCUGGCAGCCAAUGGAGCUGAUCUCAGUAUUCGUAACAAGAAGGGACAGUCUCCUCUUGAUCUCUGUCCUGAUCCUAGCCUCUGCAAAGCACUGGCUAAAUGUCACAAAGAAAAAGUCAGUGGUCAGGUUGGCUCCCGAAGUCCUUCUAUGAUCAGCAAUGACUCAGAAACGUUAGAAGAAUGUAUGGUAUGUUCAGAUAUGAAGAGAGACACUUUAUUUGGCCCAUGUGGACACAUUGCCACCUGUUCUCUGUGUUCCCCAAGGGUCAAGAAAUGCCUCAUCUGUAAAGAACAAGUUCAGUCCAGAACAAAGAUUGAAGAAUGUGUAGUCUGUUCAGACAAAAAGGCAGCAGUACUCUUCCAACCUUGUGGUCACAUGUGUGCUUGUGAGAACUGUGCAAGCCUGAUGAAGAAGUGUGUUCAGUGUCGUGCAGUGGUUGAGAGGAGAGUGCCUUUCAUUAUGUGCUGCGGUGGGAAAGGUACAGAAGAUACCACUGAUGAUAUUUCGAGUGGAAACAUUCCAGUUUUACAGAAAGACAAGGACAACACCAAUGUUAAUGCAGAUGUACAGAAGCUUCAACAACAGUUACAAGAUAUCAAAGAACAGACCAUGUGCCCUGUGUGUUUGGAUCGUCUGAAGAACAUGAUUUUCCUCUGUGGUCAUGGAACGUGUCAGCUUUGUGGAGACCGAAUGAGUGAAUGCCCUAUAUGCCGCAAGGCUAUUGAACGAAGAAUCCUUUUGUAUUGAGUAAUAAAACAAGUGUCCUCUGUUAGUUUCUUCAGUUCUUAGUAUGUUUUGCUCGUCAAAUCUCCGUAAGCUUUGAAAGGCUGUUGAAGGUUCUAACAAAUAUACAUUUCUUAUAAAGCAGCAUGUGUAAUUGCUUAAAGACUGUGAAUGCACCAAAAAGACUUUGGUGUAUUCUUUUGCACCAAACAGUAUUUGAACAGUUAGCUGGUAGUUGUACUGUUAGGAGACACUUAAGCUUAGGCUAACCUAAUAAAGCAGUCUUUUCCCCCUUAAAGUUCCAAGUGUUAAGGGACAAUCUUGAUUUCUGUUUUUGUAUCUUUAAAAUGUUCUAUUUAUGUGUAAACUCUGUCUGCCAGCAAGUGAUGUACUUUUUAUACUGUCACUUGCUUUCAAAUAUAGAUUUUUAGUUUUCACAUCUUCAGUGUAUGCUCAGUUGUCAAAUGACCUCAGUAAUUUUGUCUUGAAAGGUACAGUAGUGCAAAAUCAGCACAAAGUAUUCAAAGUAAUACUCAAUACCAUACAGUUCCUAUAAGAUUGGGCAUUAGACAAUAACCCCAUGAUAACUUUUUAAUGUGCCUUGUUCAGCUAUAUGUGGAUUCAGAUUAAGGUCUAGAAUUAAUAAAAGGAAGUAAAUUUACAAAGGUUGUGUUCCCAACAUUAUACUUCAGUUUUACAGGAUCAAGUUAAAGUAGAAAUUUUAAUCCAUUUAGCAAAAUAAUUAAUAUGUAAAAUUAUUUUUCAAAUAUCCUGAAAAGAAGAGCAAUCACACCAUUAGUCAUUUUAUUAGUUUUACACCUUAAAAUAGAAAUGUUUAAAAUAUAGCCGCUAUGGCCACUGAACAAUUUUGGGUCUUAUGAUUUUAAGAAUCUGGGUGAUACAGUUUUAUCUUUGGUUCUGUUGAAAAAUUCUAAAUGUGUUUUAAAGUCUUUUCUGUUGCAGAUUUUGUAUUCCUUAAACAAAAUAAUGGAUGUUUGCUCUAUUAAGUCAGCCUUCAAAAAAUUGUCUCUAGGCAACAGUAGCAGCUGUACUGUACUGUACAGCAGCAAAGGAGAUGAAUUUUAUGUCUGUUCAUCUCAGUCAGGUAUUAACUUCAGAACCCAGUUGGGACCAUUUAGUAGCUAAUAUUGUUAAGUUGGUGUUGACAGGUCUUUGGGUUUUAGGAAACAUGGCUAGAAGGAUUGAAACUGGUUGUGGGAGUUAACUAUGAUUUAAGUGGCACUUAAAAAUCUGCUUGGUUCUUCGGAUACUACUGCCGGUAAUGCCUAAACACAGAGAGCUGCUCAGUAACAGUUGUGUUCUCCUGGAGAAUGGGACCACAAGUCAAAUUUCAGAAAUGGAGUUAAAUUCAGAAUUUGUGCAGCUAGUCGUGGCAAAUAUUUACUCCAAAGCACUUCAACAGUUGCUCUUACUGACUGAGCAAUAUGCAAUCAGUCCAUCUAGACCAGUGGUUCUCAACCUUUUUAGACUCAAAGCACCCCUUUCUCUCUCUUUUGACUACAGAAUUCUUUUGCUGCAAAGAAUUCAGAAAGACCACAGCAGGUCUCAAUGCAUUUUUAAUACUGUGGAUUCCUAUUUGAAAUCUCUGGGUUUACCUUAUGAAUCAUUUUUGCACACCUAACAUUGCAUGGCACCCUUGACAGCAUCUUGUGACACCCUGCUUGAGAAUUACUAACCUAGAUGGUGAUAGGAAACGCUAGUGGUUUCUUGGAAAAUCAUGUGAUGAAAGACGAUAGCAAAAUUUCCCUCCAGCUUCUUUCUCAAUUUUAUACUCUUUUCAGUAGUUUUGCAAUGAAUAUCAAAAUCUUACUUUAAUCCAAAUCAGUAUUCAGUUUUCUGAUGUUAAGUCACUUCUUCCUAUGUGUUGCUAUAAUACAUAGAUUAUUUCUGGUCGGAUGAAAUAGUUCUCUCACGCUUGCUUCUUUUAGACCCUUUACUGUAAAAAGUUUCUCAUAAUUUCUAUAAGAAACAAUGUUUUGGUGACCAUUUUGUCUCAAAACUGAUUCCGAUUGCUUUAGCAGCAAAGAUUGGAAUUUGCUGCCCUGGCUAGAUAUAGGAUUUCUCAAAUUUGAGAGAAAUUUUAUUCUGUGCUCUUGAAUACCUACAGAAUCUCUGAUGCAAGGUAUUUUCCAAUUCUUAGGAAAAUGAUUUCAUAGUUCCUAGUGCUUUAUCUUCUUGUUAUUUGGCCUGAUUCUGUGACUUGUAAUCUACAGCAUUUCCCCUCAUGAUAGGAAAACUCUUUCCUUAUCCUUCCACCUUAAUAGACACAUUUUUUGAGCACUGGAUCCUUAUUUUUCAGAAAGUUUCCAUUAAAUCAGUAUAAAGACUGUCCGUUUAUCACUGCUUGGGAAAUGCAGAUCAAACUUGACACCCCCUGCCAAUUAUAUUCAUUUGGUUAAUUUCUAUGCCAUAACAACUGAUAUUUUCCUAAAACUUAAGCCUUGAAACAAGCCAAUAUUAUGACCAUUAUUUUUCAUGCAGUUUUCCACAUGAGUAAAACUCUGGGUGAAAUCUUAUCCCCUAUAGAAUUCAGUGAGUGCUUGUUCCUUCCUUGAAGUCAGUGAGUAUUUUGGCUUCAGUAGCAUCAGGAUUUCACUAACUGUGCUUUUUCUCUUCUGUCUGAUCUCAGAUUUUCUGGUUUUGUUUGAUUAAAUGUUAAUUUAGGAUCCAACUAAUACUUGAACAUGAUUCAACUGGGCAUUAGUUGAGUGUGUCACCUGGGUGAGAUUUUUUUUCUAGUGAACUAAAAGCAUCCAGAAUAGAAAAUAGGGAAAUUCUACUGGCGUUGCAGCUUCUUAGAGCGCAUAAGUUGCAUCUGAAGGUGAGAAGAAAUUUGUUACCCAUUUGCUUUAUAUUUUUCAAUUCCACACUUGCUUUUAAAAGUAAAAAGAGCUGAAGGUGCUUUUCCUUAGAGCUUUACUUUCUACAUCCUUGGUUUGUCUUUGUUAUUACAACUUAAUAGAUCUAUUCAAUUUGUAUUCAUCCUUGGUAAACACUGUUUUGUUCAGAUGGAAAUAAAAAAUACAUUUCAGAGAUUUAAUGUGAUAUUUUCAUGACAUUGAGCCUAAUAGUUUGGUUAGGAAUUUUAUUAAAUUAGUAGUUGUACAGCUUUGACUUGGUGUUUAAGAAGCUAACAUUGGAUUUUAGUUACAGGUCAACUGUUUCUUUAAAUCUGUAAAAUGGAAAUUUAAUUUAAAAUGACUUUUUAGUUAAGAAAGAACAUCAUAAACAAUAUGAUAUAAAUCUGGUUAGAUUUACACCCUGCUUUCUGAUUGCAAUACAGAUUGAAGCUAAUUAUGUAGCUAGUACUGAAGAAAUCUGCUUUAUCAGACUGUUGUACAGUGUAUUCACACUCUUUAAUAAUAGUGUGUGUGCUAGCCAAUAUUUUCUGAAACGCUUGCAGGCUCCUUUUGGAUACCCUUUAUGUGGUAACUAGGAUGUCAAAAAAAAAGAAGAAAAAAGAAAAGAAAAGGUAAGACUCAAAAAGGUAGAUGGAAAAUUAUGGCAAGUAGGGGAAAAAGAAGAGUGUGAGUGAGCGUUAUUGAGCAAAAGACGACUUUUUUACCAAAACAGGGAACCAGAGUAAAAUCAGUAAAUAGUUGGCAUUAAUUUAAUGCACUUAUUUAAGAAGUUCAGGCAUCUUUUCAGGUUUUUUUUCUCUUAGUCAUAGAACAAUUCCCCAAGUGUUAAAGUUGUUUUGGAAUUAAAUAUAUUGGAAGAACUUCUUCAAUUGUAUAUAUCUUGAUAUGAUGAUAAAGAGUGACAUUAUAGCUGUGAUGGUCCAGAAGUUAUAUGAGGCAAGGAUUUCUUAGGGUGGUAUCUUUUAUUGGACAGCUAUGUAACUGGGAUAGCUUUAACUUUAACUCUAUCUCAGCUACAUAGUUGGUCCAGUAAAAGAUACCCGCCUAGGAAGUCCUUGCCUCCUGAAUGUCUUGAUACACUUUCACAAGUGCUUUAAAGUUAUAGUGUACCAAUUACAUGCAGAAUAUUCUAAAAGAUUCGCUUGAGCAUCUUCCUUCCCAUGUGUUAAGAGCAAAUUGAAGUUGGUUCUACAUGCAUACUUUUAAAGGAAGCAUGAUGUCUUAAGUCCAAACUGAUGCAGUUUUUUAAUAAGCUAAUGAGCUUAAACACUUCAGAACUUCUUUAUGUUCCUGAUUGUAUAUUUAGAGCAAAGUACCUUUCAGGCCCAUUGCCUUGUUCGUACCUCCUGCUAUAUAGUGAGCGCCAGUUUGAAGGCAUUUGGCACUUUUCAGGAUUUGGGCCAUUUAAUAUAUAUUUUCCUUUUUUUAAAACACUAAGUAGUUCUAGGUUACUUUAAACAGGAUCCCUUUGUUAAGCUGGAAAGACAGUAAACUCAAGUUACUUUGUAAAUGUGAAAGUUCCUUUUAAAACUAGGUGAGUUCUAAACUUGAACUGUAUAGAGAUUACAGUGGAUUUUCACAAGUAAAAUGUUAUCAUUUUAGUUUUACAUUAACAAUUUUAAAUCUCAUUUUACAGACUUGUGAAAUUAGCUCUUAAAAAUCUGCUUUGACCUUGCUAUUUUUGUGUAGAUAGUUGGUAGAGAUUUCAUUUUACUAAUUUAUAUCUCAGUGUUAAUGAAAUUUUGCAGCAUAUAUAAACUAAUUUGUUGAAGAUGCUUUGAGUAUUUGGUCUCUGAACUCUGUAAUAUUAAAAAUUAAAUGUCAGACAUUUAAUUUUGCUCUUUUCAGUGGUAGCUAGGGAAUUGCAAAGCCUGGACCAUUCUUAGUGCUGAAUGGAUAAGUCUCAAGUUUUAACUUGCAAAACACUAAUGUUACAUUUAGUAACUACCUCCUUUUCUCUUAGAGAGUUAAGUUCUACAGUCUACACUAAUUCUUCUUUAUCUUUGGAAAGGGGUAGAAGAACACUACAGUUUUUGUUUUGCAUCAGUUUUGGUGCCUGAAUAAUGUCCUAAUGGGUUACUGCUCACUGUAUAAAUGAUCUACAGUAGAGAUAUGAUUGCCACAGUACUGUACGUUCCUGGGUUUUUUUCCUUUUUCUAAGUUGCUGCAUUUCAUAUGCUAUUUUCUUCUACAUAAUACCUAAUUCAUUUUAUUCACAAAACAAAAUUCUGUUGUCUAAAAAAGUUUGUGUGCCAUUUUCUAUAGCUAUAACUACAGCAAGUAUGAAAGUUCUGACUCAGGGCUUUUUAACAACUUAAACAUGUUAACAAAUGUUCUCCAGUGCAUCUUGGAGAGUGUUAGAGUUUUAAUGAUUGUAUAGUGCCUUGGUAGAACUAUUGAAUGGGCAGCAGCCAUAGAAUCCUUGUGGAAUGCAAGUAUGCUUGAAUAAAAGUACUGAGUUAAUGCAGCAUACCUCCUGCAUUUGUGCCAUGUACUUAUUACGUACUUGUAUUUCUACAAAGAAAAGUUAGCAGAUUUAGAUUUUGUUAGACUUUCUGCAAAUUGUUUGAUUACUGUACCCAGUAGAGCAAUUAUCAUUGGGACCUGAGAGGUGAGUAGGACAGUAUUCAAAGUCCCACAAAUAGCAUUUGUGAGAGGGUGGAUAGCACAUUCUAUGUAACUAAGUUUUUAGUAUGAAGGGAGAGAUCAUUUUAUAAACAGAUUUCUAGAAAAGUUAGUGUUAUAGGUCUGACCUAGUAAUUUUUUUCUUAAAAAAACCCACAAAAUAAAACAAAAACAAAAUGAAUUAUAAGUCUGCAUGGCAUUUCCUAGUUAAGAAAGUACAAGUCUUACUUUGAGCUUCUAGGAAGAAUGUUCUUUGUCCUAAGCUUAGUUUCAUUAUGAAUGCAGCUGAUUCUGUAGUAGAACAUGGAUUUUUCUGAACCACAGCAAUGUGCUUUCCUUUUGUUUAAAAACAGCUUUGUAUUCAGUAAAAUGUAAGUGUUGAUAUGACUGUUUUAUUGGAUUAAAUUCAAAGUUGUGUGUGUGUGAAUGUAGUUGAUUUUUUUUUUUUCUGUACUGAAAGUAGCUUACAUAAUUGCUUUGAUUUAAAAAUGCUUAGCAAGGCCUAAGUUUUUCAAAACAAAUGCUAAUGUAUCGUCUUAUUAAUAAAACUUAUUAUGUAA
Molecule: messenger RNA, 9125 nt
Organism: Alligator mississippiensis (American alligator)
Lineage: Eukaryota; Metazoa; Chordata; Crocodylia; Alligatoridae
Gene: MIB1
Product: MIB E3 ubiquitin protein ligase 1
Exons: 21
Coding region: 62-3082 (1006 amino acids)
Biological process (GO): protein ubiquitination
Cellular component (GO): cytoplasm
Molecular function (GO): zinc ion binding; ubiquitin-protein transferase activity; protein binding
Source: RefSeq, a predicted model, not a curated record